This is a messenger RNA of Episyrphus balteatus (marmalade hoverfly), 4342 nucleotides long. RefSeq names its product LIM domain kinase 1 (gene LIMK1). The transcript has 6 exons. Bases 310 to 4014 code for a protein of 1234 amino acids. Gene Ontology annotation, biological process: actin cytoskeleton organization; protein phosphorylation. Lineage: Eukaryota; Metazoa; Arthropoda; Insecta; Diptera; Syrphidae. The record is from RefSeq and is a predicted model, not a curated record. Gene Ontology annotation, molecular function: ATP binding; protein serine/threonine kinase activity; protein binding. Gene Ontology annotation, cellular component: cytoplasm; nucleus.
UAGAAGUUUUUGUUGGUUUCUAGAGCACUUGAUGAGACAUGACGAGAGUUGCUUUAAUGUUUUCUUUCAUUUGACAAAGUUAUGUAUUCCUAAUUUGUGCCAUGUUUAUUAAUUAAUUAAAAUAUCAAAAAAUCAUUUGAAAACUCGAAACAUUAUUUUAUCAAUGAAGAAAAGAAAUAAAGUUCCUCAACAGUGUACAAUCGACAAAGCCUUGAUACACGCCAAUUCCAAGUAAACAAAAAAAAAAAAAAUAAUAAUAUACUCACAAAUUCCAGUCUGUCUGUAUUGAAGAAACAAAAGAAUGGUUCCAUGGAGGAAAUCCUGAAAAACGAUACAUCAACUUCUAAGGAUGUCCUGUGCUCAGGAUGCCUAAAUCAAAUUGCUGAAAAUGAAUACAAGACUGCAUUGGGUCAGCAUUGGCAUCCGGAAUGCUUUCGCUGUUCGGUCUGCGAUAAUCAACUAUCAAGUUGGUAUUUCGAGAGGAAUGGUUUGCUUUUUUGCAAGGACGACUAUUGGACGCAAUUUGGACAAUCUUGUCAGCAGUGCAAUGUAAUAAUUACAGGCCCUGUGAUGGUUGCUGGUGACCAUAAAUUCCAUCCAGAAUGUUUUUUGUGCCAGCAUUGUGGCACUUAUAUUGGAGACGGAGAUACAUAUGCGCUGAUUGAAAGGUCAAAAUUGUUCUGUGGGCAUUGCUAUAAGGAACAAGUUAGUGAACUUAGUACAAAUUCACAGCAAAUCAAUCAACAACAACCGUCGGGUGAUAUAAAUACCACCUGUCAACCAUUACAUUCCAUUCGAUUGAUAAAAAUUCCAUGGUCGGAUGCGUCCAAGUCUAUGUUGCGAUUGACGACGGAUCAUGACAACAAUAGCCAUCAAUUUUCUACCGAAGGUGAUGAAGUUUGCUGCCGUGCUGUCAGGAUAUCAGAUUGUAUAUGUAGGAUAUUGGGCCAAGUUGGAAAAUAUGUUUUCUCCUUGAUAACUUCAGCAAAAAAUUCCCUCAAUGGACUCCAUAGUCAUAGAAUUGACCUGCAUCCGGAAGUAGAAAACGUUCAUAUUGGUGAUCGAAUUCUCGAAGUAAAUGGUACACCGGUACGCAACACUUCCAUUGAACACAUUGACAAUCUCAUUCGGAGUACAGACAAAAUACUCCAACUGACCGUAGAACACGAUCCCAAAGACUUGAAUCGUAACAAUAACAACAACAAUAACGACUAUGAGACACAACGAAAAAAUUAUCUACAAAUAUCUGCAAAACCUGAAUCAUCACCACGGCUAACAAAAGAAGACAAAGAAAGAUUGUUUCAGAAAAAAGACGAAGGCUAUAUGAGUGGCCUCAAAACGCGUUUACUUAAAAACAGAAAAAAUAAUCUCAUUCCGUUUGAUUCGUCAGAAAAACUCAACUCAUGCAGUUUGAAUCAAAAAGAACGCAGUUCAAGUAUGUCCAAGCUCUUGGAUGAAAAUCAUCAACCUAAUAAUGAAAUUUACGAUUUGUCCAGAACCAAAUCUUUUCGAAUAGAGCACAAUCAACAAAGAAUUUUCCGAGCAUCGGACCUGGUGCAGGGUGAACUUCUUGGAAAAGGCUUUUUUGGACAAGUUUUUAAGGUUACUCAUAAGAUAACUAAAGAGGUAAUGGUGUUGAAAGAACUUUAUCGAGUGGAUGAAGAGGCACAACGGAAUUUUUUGAAAGAAGUUGCUGUCUUAAGAUCGUUAAAUCAUGAAAAUGUGUUAAAAUUCAUUGGAGUUUUGUACAAGGAGAAAAAGCUUCAUUUGGUAACGGAAUAUAUUGCUGGUGGCUCACUUAAAGAACUCAUUCAUGAUUCACAAUGCCCUUUGGGAUGGGAACAGAGAAUUUCAUUUGCCAAGGAUAUUGCUUGUGGAAUGACCUAUUUGCAUUCCAAAAACAUUAUACAUAGAGAUUUGAAUUCACUUAAUUGCCUUGUUAGAGACGAUAUGUCAGUUAUUGUUGCAGAUUUCGGUCUAGCCAGGAUAAUUACAUCGCCAUCGUUUGGUACAUUUGAACGAUGUUCAAGUUCAUCUGGGAAAACUGGUUCGAUUGGUAGAAAUCGAAGUCGUCAGAGAAGGCAAAGAUACACAGUGGUGGGUAAUCCUUAUUGGAUGGCACCGGAGAUGAUGAAAGGAAAUAAAUAUGAUGAACGAGUUGAUAUUUUCUCAUUUGGAAUAAUAUUGUGUGAGAUAAUAGGACGUGUUGAAGCUGAUCCUGAUUUCUUGCCAAGAACUUCUGAUUUCGGACUAAAUAAGCAGGUUUUUAUGGAGAAAUUCUGCCAGCAGUGUCCAGAGACAUUUUAUAAAAUAACUUUUUUGUGCUGUGACCUGAAUCCAGAUAAAAGACCUCCAUUCGAAGUCCUUGGAUUUUGGCUGCAGUUCUUAUACAAACUUAUAUCAAAUGGCCAACCCAUACCACCAAAUCUGGUAGACGAAGUUGAUCAAUUUAAAAUGCAAUCCUCAAGAGACUCUAGCCAAACGUCCACCCCAGAUGGACUGUUAUCGCCCAAAUCGAAUCUCAGUAAUGACAAUUUGUUUGCUGAAAAGAGUAAACUUGCAAACGAUUGUGAUAAAAUAAUAAAAGAAGAACAAACAACAGCAGCGCAAUCACAACCCGUAUUCUUGCCAAAAAGCAUUCCCAAAUCGCCUCACUUAGGCAAAGAUUUCUCACCAAAUGGCGAAAGAAUUCGUGGAAGUAUAAGAGAAAGACGACAGCAAAAGAUGUUGAAAGAACAAAAUAGUAGUUGCAGUCCGAAUCGUUUUUUAAAGAGAAACUCAGAAGGCGAGGGUGAGCUUAAUGAAAUUGCAAAUUUACCGUCCGAAGGAACACUCAAAACUGACAGAGUUUUGGAAGCUGUCCGAUGCGCAUUGGAAGAUGAUAAUACUCUCCUUAAAAGGUCAAAAUGCAAAAGUGAUAUAAUUGGCGAAAAGGGUUUUCUAAUUCACAAAGAAGAAAACGGUAUGCUGACUCUAAACAGUGUAACAGAUCUGACUGAAUGUUCGGAUAGCUAUGAUACCAGCUGCGACACAAGCUUAGAUUUUAUCGAGGCUAAUAGUAGUUGGGUUCCGUCUUCAUCAAAACUAUUAGAUAACAAUGUAAUCUCGUCCCAGCCGCAAUCUCAACCUCAAAUUGAAGAGAACGAAAAUGAAAAAAUUGAAAACACAAAAAUGCAAGUAAAGAAAACCACAGCACAAAAAUCUUAUCAAAUGGCCUUGGAUGACAUCAGAGCAAAAUUGAAUUUGUGCAAGUCUAAAUUUGAGACAUUAGACGAAGCCAAUCGCAAUAACAUUUCAAAGUCGCAAAACUCAAUGAAAGUGUUCUUUAAAAAUCGUGAAGCAAGAGAUGAUUCUCCGCUCAAAAUGUACAAUAAGCAUGUUUCAGACUCUAAAGCUUAUAGAGUGAAUGAGACUCCCAUCUUCGGAAGGCACAAAUUUUCCACCCAAGUUGUUCUUAAACAUGCGGAUUCAGAUGAAAAUAUAUCUUCACAAACAAUAUCUAUGCCAGAAAAACCUGCAACAAAACGAUUCAGUUAUUUGAGAAGGAAAAUGACUCCUGCAAUCAGCAGCCCGCCGGAAGUUAAAACUCCAUCUGCCAGUAGAUCUCUAUGGAAGAAAUUCGAGAGCCAGUCUUCAUCUCCAAGCAAAGAAUCAUCUUUCAGCAGUCGAUUUAAUUUGCGUAAGACAGAACAAACAAAAAAGUUGCCAUCAGAAGUGAAGAGUGAAAAUGUGAAAAAAUCAAAUGUGAAUAAGGUGACAAUCUUAUCACCAGAGGCUGUACGCAAGCUGAAUGUUAAACUGGUGGAACAAAAGAAUUCAGCACAAAAAAACAUUCCAAUUAAUAAUAAAAAACGGUAUACUGAAGCCAGCAGAGCACCACCCAUGACUGAGGGUAGUCAAAGUAAAUGUCUACCUUCGCAGUUAGGCAAGACUAAAUGUUCAAUUCAAAAAGAUAUUCCCACGAUUCAUCAGAGUCGUAAAAAGAACCUCAAUACAAAAGUUGAAGGAAAAUAGGUUAUUAUUAUUAUUAUUAUUGUUGAUUACUUAAAAAUUAGCAUUGAAAAUUGUACAAAUGUAGCUUUUACUUUAUCGCUUUUUUAAUUAACCCAUAUAUAUUUUGUAAAUUUAAAAAUGAAGAAAACAAAAAUGUUAUAAAAUGAUUCAACUAAUAUUUGCUCAAAAGAAAAAAAAAACAAAACAGGAUUAUACCUAAUUUACUUAAGUUUUGAAGACAUUAUUUACAUUAUUGUAUAGUGUACAUAAAUAAAUUUACAAUAUGUAUAGCAAUUCGGUAUUAUAGAAGAAAAAAAAAUCAAAUAAGUGCCAAAAACUAAAUAAAAAA